GUCACCGGGCUAGGGCGCAGGUUGUUAGUGGCGGCGGAGGAGGGUGGGCUCUGUAGCCGCCGAGUCCACCGGCGAGCGGUCCGGGCUGCCAGAGUCCUUGCGCCGGCAGGAUGUCCCUUGCUGCCUACUGUGUCAUCUGCUGCAGAAGGAUAGGAACCUUUGCUUCCCGAUCAAAAAGCCACACGCCCUGGAGGAAUAUCAGAAAUAUAUUAAGAUUUACUGGAUCUCUCAUUGUCGGGGGUUCUUUAUUUAUUACAUACGAAGUGCUAGCCCUGAAAAGAUCUUUAACAUUGGACACCCAGGUGGUCGAAAGAGAAAAAAUGAAGUCUUACAUCUAUGUGCACAAGGUUCCAGUAGACAGAUUAGACAGUCGAGGGAUUGUUUGGCAGGCAAGAAAAGAACUUCACAGAGCAGUAAGAAAAAUGUUGGCGGCAGCAGCCCGGGUACUGCGGAGCCCAUUUGCUGACACCUUCAGCACAGUUGACAUAGAAGAUCAUGACUGUGCAGUGUGGCUGCUCCUGAGGAAGAGCCGGGAGGACGAUCUAGCUGCCCGGCUGGAGGCCGUGCGGGAACUGGCAGGGGCUCACCACUGGCAUGACUACCAGUACAGGAUAAUUGCUCAGGCCUGUGACCCAAGGACCCUUAUUGGUUUGGCACGAAGCAAAGAAAGUGAUCUUCGCUUUUUUCUUCCACCCCCUCCUUUGCCGUCUUUAAAAGAAGACUCCUCCACAGAAGAGGAACUCAGGCAUUUGCUGGCUUCUUUACCACAGACAGAACUUGAUGAGUGUCUCCAGUAUUUUACAUCCUUGGCUCUUAGUGAAAGCAGCCAGAGCCUGGCCGCACAGAAGGGAGGACUGUGGUGUUUUGGAGGAAAUGGACUUCCUUACGCAGAAAGCUUUGGAAAAGUUCCCUCAGCCACAGUGGAAAUGUUCUGCUUAGAAGCCAUAGUGAAGCAUUCGGAGAUUCCCUCACACUGUGAUCACAUUGAAGCAGGCGGGGGCUUGCAGCUCCUGCAGAGGCUCUACCAGCUUCACAAGGACUGCCCCAAAGUCCAGAGAAACGUCAUGAGGAUCAUUGGAAACAUGGCUCUGAACGAGCAUCUUCACCCUGCCAUAGUCCACUCAGGAUGGGUCUCUCUCAUGGCAGAAGCCUUGAAAUCAUGCCACAUUAUGGAGGCUUCCCACGCUGCCAGAAUCCUGGCUAACUUGGACCGAGAAACUGUGGGGGAGAAAUACCAGGAUGGAGUGUAUGUACUCCACCCCCAGUGUCGGACAAGUCAGCCCAUUAAAGCCGAUGUCCUUUUUAUUCAUGGCCUUAUGGGAGCAGCAUUUAAAACCUGGCGCCAGCAUGACAGCCAGCGGGCUCUGACUGAAAAUGCUGUGGUGGAUGAAGACAGGUACACUACAUGCUGGCCCAAGACAUGGCUAGCCAAGGACUGUCCUGCACUUCGCAUCAUAUCUGUGGAGUACGACACGAGCCUCAGCGACUGGAGGGCAACGUGCCCUAUGGAGAGAAAGUCCAUUGCAUUCAGAAGCAACGAACUUCUCAACAAGCUGAGAGCUGCUGGUGUUGGGGAUAGGCCAAUGAUUUGGAUUUCACACAGCAUGGGAGGUCUUCUUGUCAAGAAGAUGCUGUUGGAAGCCUCUAAGAAGCCAGAACUGAGCGCUGUUAUAAACAAUACCAGAGGAAUAAUUUUUUACAGUGUCCCUCACCAUGGAUCACGUUUGGCUGAAUACUCCGUUAAUAUUCGAUAUCUUCUCUUUCCCUCUCUGGAAGUCAAAGAACUCAGCAAGGACUCUCCUGCACUGAAGAUGCUACAGGAUGACUUUCUGGAGUUUGCGAAAGACAAAAGCUUCCAGGUGCUGAACUUUGUAGAAACACAACCGACCUUCAUCGGCAGCAUGCUUAAACUGCACAUAGUGCCCGUGGAGUCAGCAGAUUUAGGCAUUGGGGAUCUAAUUCCUGUGGACGUCAACCACUUGAACAUUUGCAAGCCGAAGACAAAGGAUGCAUUUUUGUACCAGCGUACUCUACAGUUCAUCUGCGAAACUUUAGCCAGAGACCUUGAAAACUGACAGCUAUGUUCUUCCAUUUUUUUGUAUGAAUACAGUGCAAGAAACGUGUCAUUCUCCAUCUCUUGUUAAGCUCGAUGCAGUCCUGUGUACCCACUGCACGUGUGCUGCAGACAGCAGAGCGCAGCUCUUCACGCAAGCACUGGGAGAUGCCUGAGUAGACCUGGAGGCCACAGAGGAAGGGUUAAAUUGAGACUCCUUUGUGCCAAGCUUUGGGGUAGAGCAGAGCUGCUGUAGCCCACCCAAGACUGUCAGACUGUCCCUGUUCACCCAAGCGUCCUGACUUAGCGAACCAUGAGAAUGAAAUCUGGGGAGAACAAGCUAGAACUUAGAGGCUGUGUUUGACCUGGUACCAUGUGCUGUGGUGUUUUACUGCCAGUUUUUAACUGUCACUAUGUCAGUUACACAUUUGACACUUUUUCAGUGGUCCCUGCACACCUGCUUGUAUGCGCGGACCAGCCUUGUAUGCUUCUGGUUUUGUCAUACUGAGAACAUUUGUUUUUAAGUAUUCUUUCUAGGAUAUUUUAAUUAGUUAUUCAGUAAUAUGCUCCGGAUAAGGUAAGGAUCAGGUUAUGAACAAACGUAUUUGAAGCGAUCAGGUAUACUAACCUCUUAGUAUCAAGACUCUCAGAUCAUUGGCUACAUAAAGUACAGCUUUCCUUUCAGAGGGACUUCCAGUAUGGGAGCAUAGAAGCUCAUGCUGACGACCUUUUUUUGUGUGUCUGAGUAAUAGCAUUAUUAACAUGAAAUUCAUUGUGUGUGUGUGUGUGUGUGUGUGUGUUGUGUGUGCAUGUAUGUAUGCACAUGUAUGUGGUGCUAGGGAGCAAACCCAAAACCUUGUGCAUGCUAACCAAGUACUCUGCCAAGUACGUUGUCACCAGCUCCACACUUAUACCUUGGAGGAAUACAGCUUACUGAUUUUUGGUAUAUUUAAAGUUACCAGCUAUCACCACUGUCCAAUUUCAGACUAUUGUAUUAUCCCCAAAGAAGCUCGCUCAGCAGCAGGCGGUUCCUCCUCCUCCAACUCAAACCCCAGUAAACACUAACACUUUCCAUCUCUGUGCAUUUGCCAAAUGAACGUUCAUAAAGUUGGUAGCUCUACCGUGUUGCUCUUAG
Molecule: messenger RNA, 3188 nt
Organism: Grammomys surdaster
Lineage: Eukaryota; Metazoa; Chordata; Mammalia; Rodentia; Muridae
Gene: Serac1
Product: serine active site containing 1
Exons: 17
Coding region: 111-2075 (654 amino acids)
Source: RefSeq, a predicted model, not a curated record